Messenger RNA from Nelumbo nucifera (sacred lotus), 2912 nucleotides. RefSeq names its product Tetratricopeptide repeat (TPR)-like superfamily protein (gene DG1). Gene Ontology annotation, cellular component: chloroplast. Gene Ontology annotation, molecular function: protein binding. Gene Ontology annotation, biological process: chloroplast organization. The record is from RefSeq and is a predicted model, not a curated record. Lineage: Eukaryota; Viridiplantae; Streptophyta; Magnoliopsida; Proteales; Nelumbonaceae.
UAAUAUCCCUUACCCGUAACAACUCUUCCAUACCCAACGGUUUCACCUCUUACUUCUCUUCGGCCAUGGAAGCUUCAACAGGAGCUCCCCGGGUUCCCGUUCCAUCUUUUGAACCAGAUAAAGAGAAGAUCAAGCGAAAGCUCAUACAGAAGGGUGUCUUCCCUACUUCCAAAAUUGUCCACACGUUGCGGAAGAAAGAAAUCCAGAAGUCUAUACGAAAGGCGAAGCGCAUGGCGGACAAAACCCCGGAAAAACCUCUCCCUGAAUCUCAGAAGCGAGCCUUGGUGGAAGAAGCUCACUUUCAAACCUUAGCUCGAGAGUACAGAGCGUUUACGAAGAACUUGAAGGCAAAAAGUGGAGGGAGAAACGGAUUAUUGAUGGUAGGGAAUCCAUGGGAGGGAUUGGAGAGAGUUAGACUGAGAGAACUUGCCAGCGUGAGUAAGGAGUACACCGGAGAGAAGCUUAGAGGGGAGAAUUUGCAGGAAUUGAGUGAAAUUCUUGCCAAGCGGAACCACGACGAUUUUCAGUGCCUUUUGGAUGACGAUAUCGAAGAAGGAAGCUGUUUUAUUGAGCAGGAAAUUCGGUCUCCCACAAAGAGUCGUGGUGGAGAUGCAGAUACAAUUCGGUUUCUCAUAAACAGGCUAAGUGCUUCAGACCUUAGUAUGCAUGACUGGAAAUUUUCUAGGUUGAUGAACCAGUCAGGGUUGCAGUUUACUGAACGCAAUCUACUUAGAAUUGUUGAAGGACUUGGGGCUAUUGGCAAUUGGAAACAUGCAUUAUCUGUUGUGGAAUGGGUGUACAAUUCUAAGGAACACAGACAUCAUAAAAGCAGGUUUGUUUACACAAAACUCUUGGCAGUUCUUGGGAAAGCAAGGAGACCAAGUGAAGCUCUUCGCAUUUUCAAUCUUAUGCACGAGGACAGCCAUAUAUAUCCUGAUAUGCCUGCAUACCACAGUAUUGCUGUUACACUUGGUCAAGCUGGUCUUCUGAAAGAACUUUUGAACAUUAUUGAGAGCAUGAGGCUAAAACCAUCCAAAAGAACUAAAAAUAUGCGCAACAAAAACUGGGACCCACGCCUUGAACCUGAUAUUGUUGUAUUCAAUGCUGUAUUGAAUGCUUGUGUUCCAUCCCAUCAGUGGAAAGGAGUAUAUUGGGUGCUGGAGCAGAUGAGGAGAAGUGGCCUGAAACCUAAUGGAGCAACGUAUGGACUUGCAAUGGAGGUAAUGCUGGAAUCAGGGAAAUAUGACCUUGUUCAUGAGUUCUUUGGAAAAAUGAGAAGAAGUGGGGAAACUCCAAAAGCCCUCACAUACAGAGUUCUUGUUAGGGCCUUCUGGAAGGAAGAUAAAGUGAAUGAAGCGCUUGUAGCAGUCAGUGAUAUGGAACAAAGGGGAGUGGUUGGGACGGCUAGUGUGUAUUAUGAAUUAGCUUGUUGCCUUUGCAACAAGGGGAGGUGGCAAGAAGCUAUGGUGAUGGUUGAUAAGAUGAAAAAGCUUUCUCUUACUAAACCUUUGGAGGUAGCCUUCACUGGAAUGAUCUUGUCCUGUAUGGAUGGUGGACAUGUGGAGGACUGCAUAUCUAUUUUUGAACACAUGAAAGAACACUGUGCUCCUAAUAUUGGGACAAUAAAUGCAAUGUUGAAAGUUUAUGGGCACAGCGAUAUGUUCUCAAAAGCUAAAGAGUUGUUUGAAGAAGCCAAGGGAACCAAAUCUCUGUUUACUACCUAUCCUGAUAAUGGUGGCGCUUUCCUUACUCCAGAUGUACAUACAUAUAGCUCAAUACUUGAGGCAUCAGCUAGUGCACAUCAGUGGGAAUACUUUGAGUAUGUAUACAAGGAGAUGGCUUUCUCUGGGUACCAGUUGAAUCAAGACAAACAUGGAUGGCUACUUGUGGAAGCUUCUAGAGCUGGAAAGUGGCAUUUGUUGGAGCAUGCAUUUGAAAGAAUUCUUGAAUCCGGAGAAGUUCCACAUCUGUCAUUCUUCACUGAAAUGGUCUGCCAAGCUACAGCUCAACAUAAUUAUGAGAAGGUUGCUACUAUAGUAAACACCAUGGCUCAUGCCUCAUUUCAAGUCAGUGAAAAGCAAUGGACAGACCUUUUCAAUACAAAUAGGGAGAGGAUCAGCAGGGUUCAAUUGCAGAAAUUGUUGGAGACAAUACAAAAUAGUGAUAUGAUGGCUGAAGCCACCAUCUCUAACUUGAAAAGGUCAUUGAACACUUUCUGUGGAUCAAGGUUACCAAACAUGUCAGAAUACUUUUUGGAAACGAUUUCCACUAGAGAUCCUACCUCUGAUAAAACACCCUCUGAUGAUAUUGAUGGGAAAUUGGAUGGUAAUAAAAGCUGGAAGAUGCUGAAACCUUCUGUAGACAUGGUGGAUAGCCACCCUGAUCCUAACAAGGAUUUUCCUGACAUUGUUAAUGGUGAUAAAUCUGGCUUUUCUGUUCAUCAUAUUACCAGUGACAUAGAAGAUGAUGGUGGUGUAGCUUUGGUACCUGACUUGCUGGGUUAUGUUGUCAAUGAAGACAUAGGAACUGGUCUAUACAAUAGAGUGGAUGAUCCAACUGACAAUGCAUCCUUAAAUAAACCUGGUUGGUUUGGCAAUAAGAACUCAAUAUCCAUAUCACGUUGCAGCUCAGAAGAUGACUGUACUGAGGCGGCACUAGACAUGCUGAUCAACCAGAAAAAAAUUGACUACCCUCAUGAAUCUAACCUGCCAUCAGCAUCUGAGAUACUAGAAGUAUGGAGGGUAAGUAGGAGGAGGGACGGUAUUUUAUUCCCUUUUCAACUAAACUGUAAAUAAGUACAAGUUUUUACUUUCUGCCUAUGUCAUCCGGUGUAGUGAUAUUGUUCUCAUGUUGUGGGUUCCUGUGACAAAUGCAAGUGUUUCCAUUUUCCAUGGUGGGAGAGUGGUCCUUGA